Messenger RNA from Lasiosphaeria miniovina, 566 nucleotides. RefSeq lists its product as uncharacterized. The transcript is spliced from 2 exons. The record is from RefSeq and is a predicted model, not a curated record. The coding region runs from base 34 to 474 and encodes 146 amino acids. NCBI's taxonomy places the organism in Eukaryota, Fungi, Ascomycota, Sordariomycetes, Sordariales, Lasiosphaeriaceae.
CAGUUGUGUUGUGCAUGAGAUUGCAGGUAGGACAUGCAGGGCAGAGUUGUCGAGGGCUUGGGGGGAGAGCCUCACUCAUCUGCCAGUGUUGGGUACAGCCUUCAGUCACACCAGGAGAGGAAGUUGCAUCCCAUCCUGGCAUGCAGUCUCAACUUGGUCGUCAUCAAGGUGCUGGCUGCAAAUAUAUCCCGCCAACACGGGCGUGCGAGAGUGGAAGAAAGCCCUGCUCAGAGCCCCGUCUGUUCUCUCGGGUGCCAUGACUCGUUUGCGUCUCGUGAACCAAGCCUCCGCCGCUCAGUAUUGCACAUCCCGCUUGAUCACAAACACACCGACGGCAUCUUGGCGGGCGGGCAGUGUGGUCAGCACCGUGACAUUCGCGCCAACCCCAACGGCAGGAAGGUCUUGAAGCCUUUCAGUAAGCAGGUAAAUACGCGCAGAAGAAUCUGGCCGAAUCCGAACCCGGGUACGCAUUGAUUGUGGGGGUUGAAGUCCAUUCAAAGUCAGCCUGGCAGCUGCCUUGGGAGCUUGGCAGGCCGAUCCUGGGGCGGCUCAUGGCAUGUAAACAU